Molecule: messenger RNA, 2141 nt
Organism: Elgaria multicarinata webbii
Lineage: Eukaryota; Metazoa; Chordata; Lepidosauria; Squamata; Anguidae
Gene: KCNMB2
Product: potassium calcium-activated channel subfamily M regulatory beta subunit 2
Exons: 5
Coding region: 84-851 (255 amino acids)
Biological process (GO): detection of calcium ion; potassium ion transport
Cellular component (GO): membrane; voltage-gated potassium channel complex
Molecular function (GO): potassium channel regulator activity; calcium-activated potassium channel activity
Source: RefSeq, a predicted model, not a curated record
GCUGCAGGGAGAGGAAAGGCCUGCAAAGACUAGUGGAGAAGCGAAAUGUUCAGCAGGGUUAUUUAACCGUGACUGGGCUCGCAAUGCCAAAAAAUAAAAAGUCCUACCGGCAUCCCUCCAAGACCUCCACGGUAAGGAGAGGCAGUGGAGACCAAUCCUCUAAGAUGUUCAUUUGGACCAGCGGGAGGAGUUCCACAUCCUACAGACAUGACGAGAGAAGGGAUCAUGAUCUACUGGACAAAAGGAAAACAGUCACCGCUCUCAAAGCAGGAGAGGACCGGGCGAUACUCCUUGGACUGACAAUGAUGGUGUGCUCCAUUAUGAUGUACUUCCUCCUGGGAAUCACGCUGCUGAGGUCAUACAUGCAAAGUGUUUGGACGGAAGAGGCACAGUGCACGUUGCUCAACGCCUCCAUCACAGAAACCUUUAACUGCUCCUUCAGCUGCGGCCCAGACUGCUGGAAGAACUCUCAGUACCCUUGCUUGCAGGUGUACGUCAAUGUAUCAUCUUCGGGGCAAAAGUUCUUACUGUACCACACAGAAGAGACAAUUAAAAGUAAUCCUGAGUGUUCCUAUAUACCUAAGUGUGGCAAGAACUUUGAAGAGUCACUGUCCCUUGUGAAUGUCGUCAUGGAGAACUUCAAGAAGUAUCAGCACUUCUCCUGUUUUUACGACCCAGAAGGCGUUCAAAAGAAUGUGCUGCUAACCAAACUAUACAGUUCUAAUGUGCUGUUCCACUCACUCUUUUGGCCAACGUGCAUGAUGAUAGGAGGGCUUGCUAUUGUUGCCAUGGUCAAGUUGACCCAGUACCUGUCCCUUCUCUGUGAGAGGAUCCAACGGAUCAACAGAUAGAACUGGCAGUUCGCUUUGGGGAUUGAUUUACAGCUGAAAUACUGUUGUUGUUGUUUUCAUUCUUCACCAAAGAACCUUAAGUUUGUAAUGUGUACGUCUGUUCUAAGUUCCUUAUAUUUUUAUGAAGUAGAGCAAUAACGAAAAAGGCUGUUCUAUAUGCAAACGGGAUGCUAUUAUUAUGCAGGUGAUGAAAGAAGGAUUUACCGUUUGCGUUGGCCGUCUACAUGAUCUUGAUUUAUGCUGCAAAUUAGUACUUCUUUUCUUCUUCUUCUUCUUCUUCUUCUUCUUCUUCUUCUUCUUCUUCUUCUUCUUCAUCUCCUUCUUUUUCUACAGCCAAAAUAGGGCUCAGUGUGACCAUUUGCCAAGCCUUGUCAAUGAAUGCAUCAACAUUUCUGCACAAAUCCAUUUUGGAGGGAUGUAUUACAUUGCCACAUGUGUUUUCAUAUGAAUCAUUUAAGUUCCACUUAAGCCAAGAGGUGGAGGGAAAAGGGGUGCAGAAUGGAAGGAAAUUAGGAGACAGGUAAGAGCAUCAAUUUGGUCGGCUGAAGUGAAACCAAGAUGGUUGCCUUUAUCCAGAAAUCUCUUGCAGGCCUGGAAUUCCCAGCUGCCUCCUCCCCUAAGACCAAAGGGUAAACACACAACAUCAAGAUGUGCAUUGCUGCACAUUCAGGCCCCAAUCCAGAAAACAUUCAUCACACUUAAAUCCCAUUGAAAGCUUUAGGAUAAUUUUGUCAUGGCUGAUUUUAAUGGGAUGUAAGCUAAACUUGUUUUCUUUGGAUUGGGGGUGCGGAGGCUCAAAAUUCUGGAUUGGGGCAAUAGUCUUUAUGUUGUCCUCAUGCUCGGGUAAGUUUUCCCUUUUGGCAUUUUAGAUAUCUAGCAAAACAUUUAUUUACCAUAUUUUUUACUCAUGGAUCCUUAUUUACCACAGCUACAGCCAAAAAAGAAAGAAAAAAAUUCCCACAAAUCUAAAGAAUUUGUCAACUACUUUUCAUUUUCUACUCCAACCUGAGCCCUGUUGGCAGCGAUGGGACCAGAAAACACCUUAAGUACAAGUUUAUUAUGUGCAUUCUUUCUUGUAUUUGCUACCAUAUCACUGUAAAGAAGAACUAAAAACACACACACAGUCAGCUAUUUUUUCAUUUUUUACUUCCAACUAUUUUAGAUUUUUUUACUGGAUAUUUAAAAAAAAGAAUACUAGACAAGAAGACAAAAAUGCCUAUUAUACCUAGUGGUGUAUUGUAAUACGAAUAUGUUAUAUUUUAUUAUUUCUUUUAUUAACUGGAAAGUAAG